CUUCCCUCAAAUUUCAGUUAACACUUUCGAAGACAAUCACUUAAUAUUAAAAUUAAAUUGAAACAAUCACGAACUCCAAUUCCGGGAUCCAUAUUUCGAGGUGGGAGAGCUUGACGUUAUCUAGAUCAGUGAAUCGAUAUCUGUUUGAUAUUGAGCUAGAAGGUGUAGGUUUGUGUACAUUAUCACAUCUGUCAUCGUAAGCAAUACUCGUCAUUUUUUUAUUGGUGGAAAAGUAACGUUUCUGCCUUAAUUCCUGUCAACGUUUUUAUAGUUAAAAAAAUAUAUAUUCUCCCUUCCUCCGCUCCCUGUGUAUUAUGAGGUAUUACUAAGUCCAAUAUAUUACAAUGGAGGAAGAAGCCCAAGAGUCCGGAGAAAUCUCUGGAAAAGACUCGGAGAGGGAGGUGGUUGUUCCCGGAGGCGCAGAUAUAAGUGAAAGCGGAAGAGAGUUGCCCUCCGAGCAUAUCGCAACUGAUGAUGGGGCUGAGCUGGAAAAUGAUCAGGUUGUACAAGGAUUAAUUUCUAUGAGUACAGUCACAGCUGCGGAAGAUUGGGGCAGAACAGGGGACGAAGAGGAUCAGUUUGAGCCAGUGUCUUUGAAAGACCAAGAGAGGAAUGUGCUGGAUUCUUUGAGUAAUGUGGAUUCAGUUCGAUCUUCUAAUUCAGAUUAUGUGAGCCAGUCAUCUGCAAACGAAGCAGCCUCGGAAUCUUAUACUGGAAAAGCAGGGGCAUUGGACACUUAUCUAGCUACUAUUGACAUGCAAGAUCAACCUAGUUGGAGUCCUACCUCACAGAGAAUAGAUGGGCAUAGCCUCAAGCAAUCCUCGUCUGCAGCUAGUUUCGAUUCAUCCUCUGGUUUCUAUGGAGAAACUGGGUAUUCUUCGCCUGUUGCAUCACCCACAAAACCUCGGUCCAAACCUGUUAUGCCAAAUGUGUCCCCAGAACUCUUGCAUCUUGUGGAUUCUGCUAUCAUGGGGAAACCUGAAAGCUUAGAAAAACUGAAGGCUGUUGUGUGUGGUAAGGAGAUUUUUGGGAAGGGAGAGGAAAUUGAUUGCAUUGCCGUUUUGGUAGUAGACUCCCUUAUUGCCACCAUGGGUGGUGUAGAAUGUUUUGAUGAUAAUGAAGACAACAACCCUCCUAGUGUGAUGUUGAAUUCCAGGGCUGCCAUUGUAGCAGGGGAGCUGAUUCCUUGGCUUCCUUGGGAAGGUGACUUUGCAGAUUUUAUGUCACCUAGGACACGUAUGGUUAAAGGAUUGCUUGCAAUACUUAAGGCUUGCACGAGAAACAGAGCAAUGUGCUCUGUGGCUGGUCUAUUAAGAGUUCUUUUGAACUCAGCAGAGAAGAUAUUUGUUAUGGAAGUUGGUUCGGCAGAGCAGAUACCAUGGGAUGGUACACCAUUAUGCCACUGCAUCCAAUACUUAGCUGGACAUUCGCUAAAUGUAAUCGAUCUACACAGGUGGCUUGAUGUAAUCACAAGAACACUUUCCACAGUUUGGGCAGCUCGUUUGAUGCUUGCAUUGGAAAAGGCCAUGGGUGGAAAGGAGACGAGGGGUCCAGCAUGCACGUUUGAGUUUGAUGGUGAAAGUUCUGGUUUACUUGGUCCAGGAGAGAGCCGUUGGCCAUUCACCAAUGGUUAUGCAUUUGCAACAUGGAUCUAUAUAGAAUCAUUUGCAGAUACUUUAAAUACAGCAACAGCUGCUGCUGCAAUCGCUGCUGCUGCUGCAGCUACAUCUGGCAAAUCUUCGGCUGUGUCAGCUGCAGCUGCUGCAAGUGCACUUGCUGGCGAAGGUACUGCACACAUGCCAAGGUUGUUCAGUUUCUUAUCUGCUGAUAAUCAAGGGAUGGAGGCAUAUUUUCAUGCGCAGUUUUUGGUAGUUGAAAGUGGUAGUGGCAAGGGAAAGAAAGCUUCCCUGCAUUUCACUCAUGCAUUCAAGCCGCAGUGCUGGUAUUUUAUUGGUCUGGAGCAUACAUGCAGGCAGGGGCUACUUGGAAAAGCAGAGAGUGAGCUUAGAUUGUAUAUUGAUGGCACUUUGUAUGAGAGUCGUCCAUUUGAGUUCCCACGGAUUUCCAGGCCUCUUGCAUUUUGCUGCAUUGGGACAAAUCCGCCUCCAACAAUGGCUGGCUUGCAACGUCGUCGUCGUCAAUGUCCGCUAUUUGCUGAGAUGGGUCCUAUUUAUAUUUUUAAGGAUGCAAUUGGCCCAGAGAAAAUGUCACGUUUGGCUUCUAGGGGAGGCGAUGUGCUGCCUUCUUUUGGUACUGGGGCAGGGUUGCCAUGGCUUGCAACCAAUGACCAUGUGAGGAGUUUGGCUGAGGAAAGUGCACUUUUAGAUGCAGAAAUUGGAGGAAGCUUGCACCUUCUCUAUCACCCAAGUUUGCUCAGUGGACGUUUCUGCCCAGAUGCUUCCCCUUCUGGUGCUGCAGGGACACACCGAAAGCCUGCAGAGGUUCUUGGGCUGGUUCAUGUUGCUACACGAAUGCGUCCUGUGGAAUCUUUGUGGGCCAUGGCCUAUGGUGGACCCAUGUCUUUACUUCCACUCACAGUAGGUUAUGUUCAAAAGGAUACCUUGGAACCGCAACAUGGGAAUUUUCAGUUGUCUUUAGCUACAGUUUCUCUUGCUGCUCCAAUUUUCAGAAUUAUUACUAUGGCUAUUAAACAUCCUGGAAAUAACGAAGAGCUAUGUUGGACAAGGGGGCCUGAGGUUUUGUCGAGAAUAUUAAAAUAUUUGCUGCAAACGUUGUCUUCUUUGGAUCUUGGAAAGCAAAAUGGAGUUAGAGACGAGGAACUUGUGGCAGCAAUUGUCUCUCUAUGUCAAUCUCAGAAAAACAAUUAUUCAUUCAAGGUGCUGUUUUUUCGCACUUUGCUGUUGGAUCUGAAAAUGUGGAGCUUAUGCAACUAUGGAUUACAGAAGAAGCUCCUAUCAUCACUUGCAGACAUGGUUUUCACUGAAUCAUCAGCAAUGCGAGAUGCUAAUGCCAUCCAGAUGCUUCUUGAUGGAUGCCGUAGAUGCUAUUGGAUCAUUCGUGAAAAGGAUUCGGUUAAUACUUUUUCACUGAAUGAGGCUCAACGUCCUGUUGGCGAAGUGAAUGCUUUGGUUGAUGAACUCUUGGUGGUUAUUGAACUCCUAGUGGGAGCAGCACCUCCAUCAUUAGCUGCUCAAGAUGUCCAAUGUUUAAUAGGAUUUGUGGUUGAUUGUCCGCAAUCUAAUCAGGUUGCCAGGGUGUUGCACCUGAUCUACAGAUUGGUGGUACAGCCAAAUACAUCUAGAGCUCAGACAUUUGCUGACUCAUUUAUAUCUUGUGGAGGGGUAGAAACACUUCUUGUCCUGUUGCAAAGGGAAGCAAAAGCUGGUGACCGUUGUAUUUCAGAAAAUUCUAACAUUAAAGAUGAUGGUAAUUCGUUAGAUCAGGGUUCUGGACUUGAUACUGGUAGGGUACAAGAAAAAAGUCAGGAUGGCGAUCUGGUAUCUCUUGAGGAAAAGGAACCGGGUUAUGAGUCACAGUCCUCAAGUGGAGACAGUUCUGUUGUCGUCUGUGUGGGUAGAAACUUGGAAAGAAUGGCGUCUGCUACUGAAAAUCAAUUUGUGAAGAAUGUGGGUGGUAUAAGUUUUUCAAUAAGUGCUGAGAGUGCUAGGAAUAAUGUUUAUAACAUUGACAAUGGUGAUGGAAUUGUUGUCAGGAUCAUCAAUCUGUUGGGUGCACUGGUGUCAUCUGGGCAUCUGAAAUUUGGUUCACAUGAACCUCAAAAUAUUACUAGUUACAUUAUGGGUAAUGGGUUGCAUGAUAGAGGUGGUACUAUGUUUGAUGACAAAGUUGCUCUUCUACUCUUUGCUUUACAAAAGGCUUUUCAAGCGGCACCAGAUAGGCUAAUGACUAACAACAUGUGCAUGGCUUUAUUGGGUGCAUCGAUAAAUGCUUCUUCAACAGAUGAUGGGCUGAACCUUUAUGAUUCUGGUCAUCGUUUUGAGCAUCUUCAGCUUUUGUUGGUUCUUCUCCGUUCACUCCCAUACGCAUCUAGGGUAUUCCAAAUUCGGGCAUUACAGGAUCUUCUGUUUUUGGCUUGCAGUCAUCCAGAAAACAGAAGCAGUCUUACAAAAAUGGAAGAAUGGCCUGAGUGGAUCUUGGAGGUCCUUAUUUCCAAUUACGAGAUGGGUUCAACCAAUUGUUCAAGCGGUGCAAGCCUUGGUGACAUAGAGGACAUUGUGCAUAAUUUCCUCAUUAUCAUGUUAGAGCAUUCAAUGCGACAGAAGGAUGGAUGGAAGGAUAUUGAAGCUACGAUUCAUUGUGCAGAAUGGCUAUCUAUGGUUGGUGGAUCUAGCACAGGAGACCAACGUACCAGACGUGAAGAAUCAUUGCCCAUAUUCAAGAGAAGACUCUUGGGUGGCUUGUUGGAUUUUGCUGCUAGGGAACUUCGGGUUCAGACUCAAGUUAUAGCAGCAGCAGCUGCUGGUGUUGCCGCUGAGGGUUUGUCUCCAAAAGAUGCUAAAGCAGAAGCAGAGACUGCAGCUCAGCUUUCUGUGGCUUUGGCAGAGAAUGCAAUAGUUAUUCUUAUGCUUGUUGAAGAUCAUUUGCGGUUGCAAAGCCAGCUAUUCAUUUCUUCGUGCUCUAUUGAUACUCCUGGAUCGCCUAGUUCAUCAGCUUCGACCAUUGGUAGCCGCCCAAAUUCAUUAGCCAGAACAGCUGGAGAAUCAUCUGAAGCUCAAGGCACUCGAAAAUCCUUAACUAGUGACUCUGGUGGACUCUCUCUUGAUGUUCUUGCUUCUAUGGCUGAUGCAAAUGGUCAAAUUUCUGCAGCAGUGAUGGAACGUCUCACUGCUGCUGCAGCGGCAGAACCAUAUGAAUCUGUUCGAUGUGCUUUUGUGUCAUAUGGGAGCUGCACCUUGGAUCUAGCUGAAGGUUGGAAGUAUAGGAGCCGCUUGUGGUAUGGGGUUGGCCUUUCCUCCAAAACCACUGUCUUUUGUGGUGGUGGCUGUGGUUGGGAAUCUUGGAGUGCUGCCUUGGAAAAGGAUGCUAAUGGUAAUUGGAUUGAGCUUCCUCUUGUAAAGAAGUCAGUUACAAUGCUCCAAGCAUUGCUGUUAGAUGAAUCUGGACUUGGAGGAGGUCUUGGUAUUGGGGGAGGAUCUGGCACUGGAAUGGGAGGAAUGACAGCCCUUUACCAGUUGUUGGACAGUGAUCAGCCAUUCUUAUGCAUGCUCCGGAUGGUACUUGUUUCAAUGAGGGAGGAAGAUAAUGGGGACGAUGGUAUGCUUAUGAGAAACGUAAGCAUCAGGGAUGACAUAUCAGAAGGUUUAAAUUGGCAAGCAGGCAAUGUAGCACCAUCAGAUAACAAUAGUCGUCUGCCAACGAGGAAACCAAGAUCAGCAUUAUUAUGGAGUGUGCUUUCACCUAUCCUAAACAUGCCAAUUUCUGAGUCUCGGAGACAGAGGGUAUUGGUUGCAUCUUGUGUUCUUUAUUCUGAGGUGUGGCAUGCAGUUAGCAAGGACAAGAAACCUCUACGUAAACAGUACAUGGAGGCCAUUUUACCACCAUUUGUUGCCAUUCUGAGGCGAUGGCGCCCACUUUUGGCAGGAAUUCAUGAGCUUACUUCUCCUGAUGGUGUAAAUCCCCUCAUUGUUGAUGAUCGUGCUUUGGCAGCUGAUGCAUUACCUGUUGAGGCUGCUCUGGCCAUGAUAUCCCCAGGCUGGGCUGCUGCAUUUGCAUCACCUCCUGCUGCAAUGGCAUUGGCAAUGAUUGCUGCUGGAGCCGCUGGUGGUGAAACUGUAACACCUGUAACAACUACACCGUUUAGGCGUGACACAUCAUUGCUUGAGCGUAAAACAGCUAGGCUUCACACAUUCUCAAGCUUUCAAAAACCUUUAGAGACACCUACAAAGACACCAGUUAUCCCAAAGGACAAGGCUGCUGCAAAGGCUGCUGCUUUGGCAGCUGCACGUGAUCUCGAGAGGAAUGCAAAAAUUGGUUCCGGAAGGGGUUUGAGUGCUGUAGCAAUGGCCACAUCUGCACAACGGAGGAGUGCAAGUGAUAUGGGGCGUGUGAAGAGGUGGAAUAUCUCUGAAGCCAUGGGGACUGCCUGGAUGGAAUGCUUGGAGUCAGUUGAUACAAAAUCAGUUUCAGGGAAAGAUUUCAAUGCUCUAUGCUAUAAAUAUGUUGCAGUCCUCGUUACAAGUUUUGCUUUGGCAAGAACCAUGCAACGGUCAGAGAUUGACAGGCGUGCACAAGUUGAUGUAAUAGAUCGCCAUCGUAUGUCCACUGGAGCUCGUGCUUGGCGCAAACUGAUACAUUACUUGAUUGAGAUGAAAGGUCUUUUUGGACCUUUGAGAGAGGAUCUAUGUAAUCCAGAGCGUGAAUUCUGGAAAUUAGACUUUAUGGAAAGUUCUUCUAGGAUGAGAAUAUGUUUGAGAAGGAACUACAUAGGGUCUGAUCAUUUGGGUGCGGCUGCUAACUAUGAAGACAAUCUCCAACUGAAACAUGAUCAAGAGAAUGCAAUAUCUCCUUCUGCUACUUCUAUAUUGGUAACGGAAGCAAUUUCAAUGGAGAUAAACGAGGAUGAUGAACACACAGACAUUGAUAAUUUGGAGGAUAGAACACAUGCUAGGGAACAGGAUAGGGACAAUCGGCAGAAUCUGUCUUCAACAUCUGAGCAGCCUGUGCAGGUUGCACUGGAAUCUGGUGAUGCUCAAAUUGCUAGUGACCGAGAUUUGGUCCAAAAUACGUCAGAUGUUGCACCUGGGUAUGUUCCUAGUGAACUUGACGAAAGAAUUAUUCUCGAACUUUCUUCGUCGAUGGUACGACUGUUGAGAGUAAUAAGAGGAACCUUCCAAGUAACAACAAAAAGGAUAAAUUUCAUAGUGGAUGAUCAUGUUGAUGACAGUACUGUGGAGGAUGGUUUGGGUCCCAGUUCCAAGAGUAAGUAUAAUGAAAAGGAUUGGAGCUGGUUGAUGUCUUCUCUUCAUCAAAUUUUUAGCAGAAGAUAUCUUUUGAGAAGAAGUGCACUGGAAUUAUUUAUGGUUGACCGAACAAACUUCUUCUUUGAUUUUGGGAGUACUGAGGGGCGGAAGAAUGCUUAUCGAGCUAUUGUUCAAGCACGGCCUCCUUAUUUGAACAAUAUUUAUCUGGCAACACAGAGGCCGGAACAACUUCUUAAAAGAACUCAGCUUAUGGAGCGUUGGGCUAGGUGGGAGAUUAGCAAUUUUGAAUAUCUAAUGCAACUCAACACACUGGCUGGGAGAAGCUAUAAUGACAUCACUCAGUAUCCUGUUUUUCCAUGGAUUCUUGCUGAUUACACAUCCAAGACUUUGGAUCUCUCAGAUUCUUCUUCAUUCCGAGACCUUUCAAAGCCCAUUGGUGCAUUAAAUGCUGACCGGUUAAAAAAAUUUCAAGAGAGAUACUCCAGCUUUGAUGAUCCAGUUAUCCCCAAGUUCCAUUAUGGUUCACAUUACUCAAGUGCUGGAACAGUGUUGCAUUAUCUUGUCAGAGUUGAGCCAUUUACUACUCUCUCAAUUCAGCUUCAAGGUGGAAAAUUUGAUCAUGCAGACAGAAUGUUUUCUGAUAUAGCGGCUACUUGGAAUAGUGUUCUUGAGGACAUGAGUGAUGUCAAGGAGUUGGUUCCAGAGUUGUUUUACCUCCCUGAGGCUCUGAUCAAUGUAAACUCCAUUGAUUUUGGUACAACACAACUGGGAGGAAAGCUAGAUUCUGUCCGACUUCCUCCUUGGGCCAAAACCCCUGUUGAUUUCAUUCAUAAGCACCGGAUGGCUCUUGAGAGUGAAUAUGUGUCUGCAAAUUUGCAUGAAUGGAUUGACCUGAUAUUUGGAUAUAAGCAACGAGGUAAAGAAGCUAUAUUGGCGAAUAAUGUGUUCUUCUACAUAACCUAUGAAGGGACAGUUGAUAUUGAUAAAAUUACAGACCCAGUACAACAGCGUGCUACACAAGACCAGAUUGCAUACUUUGGCCAAACUCCAUCCCAGCUUCUGUCUGUACCUCACUUGAAGAAGAAGCCUCUUGCUGAAGUUCUUCACUUGCAGACCAUCUUUCGGAACCCAAGAGAGGUCAGAUCGUAUGUUGUUCCAAAUCCAGAACGGUGCAAUGUGCCUGCUGCUGCUAUACAGGCAUCAUCCGACUCUGUCAUUGUUGUUGAUUUAAAUGUUCCAGCUGCGCAUGUUGCCCUACACAAGUGGCAGCCAAACACUCCUGAUGGGCAGGGUACACCAUUUCUUUUUCAUCAUGGGAAAGCUGUUGCAAGCUCCAGUGGUGGAGCAUUUAUGCGCAUGUUCAAAGGGCCAGCUGGAUCUGGUUUUGAAGAAUGGCAGUUCCCCCAGGCGCAAGCAUUUGCAGCAUCAGAAAUCACAUCAGAAAUUAGAAGCUCAGCUCUUGUUUCCAUAACAUGUGACAAAGAAAUCAUCACUGGUGGGCAUGCGGACAACAGUAUCAAGUUGAUAUCAUCUGAUGGAGCAAGAACCAUCGAAACAGCCACAGGGCAUUGUGCUCCUGUCACAUGCCUUGCUCUGUCUGCUGAUGGCAACUGCCUUGUGACUGGAUCUCAAGAUACGACAGUGAUACUUUGGAGGGUGCAUCGGGCUUCUGCAUCGCAUACGAGCAAUAUUUCAGAGCCUACGAGGUCAUCUGGCUCACCCACUUCUUCUAGCAGUGGUAACCUAGCGAACAUCUUGGCAGACAGUAGCCGGAGGCGGCGUAUUGAAGGCCCAAUGCAUGUCCUCAGAGGUCAUCUUAGGGAAAUAAUUUGCUGCGGUAUCAAUGCUGAUCUGGGAAUAGUUGCUUCAUGCUCCAACUCUUCAGAUGUGCUGCUCCAUUCUAUAGGGAAGGGUCGGUUGAUCAGGAGGCUGGUGGGUGUGGAGGCACAUGCUCUCUGCCUUUCAUCUCAAGGUGUUAUAAUGACCUGGAACCAAUCAGAGCAUAGGAUCAGCACUUUCACUGUCAAUGGGAGUCCGAUUGCCACAGCACAACUGUCUGUCCCUGGCAGCAUCAGUUGCAUGGAAGUCUCAGUUGAUGGGGAACACGCGCUAAUUGGGAUUAAUUCAUGUUUGGAUAAUGAUGGGGCCUACAAUAUCAGCAAUGAUUUGGAAUCCAACGAGAAUGAGGCCGAAGAUAUUGACCAAGGAUCAAAUUGCAAGAUCCCUAACAACAGAUUGAUUGUUCCCGUGCCUUCAGUUUGUUUCCUGGAUCUGCAUUCACUGGAGGUAAUUCAUACAUUGAAGGUGGGAGAAGGACAGGAUAUUACUGCUAUGGCUCUAAACAUGGAUGACACAAACCUUUUAGUGUCAACAACAAAUAAACAGUUGAUAGUCUUCACUGAUCCAGCUUUGAGCGUGAAAGUGGUGGAUCAAAUGCUUAAGCUAGGUUGGGAAGGUGAUGGGCUCAGCCGUCUCAUAAAAUAAGGUUUCCACCCAUUGAAUUCCGAUUUGGGUGAAGAAGGAAUAUUAGAUCGCUCUGAAAAUAGGGUCCCUCUAAGCUACUGCAGCAGCACAUUCAGAACUUGAGCCAGAUGUAUAAAUUUGUUUGGCAGCUAAGCUACUGCUUCGAGGAAGAUGUAACAUAUGUAUGCAUCAAGUGGAUCGGCUAUAUAGCUUUGACAUAUAUGGCUUGUAAUUAGAGAAGGGUUGGUUGACCACUUGUUUUUUGACUAAAUUGAGGUGUAAGUUUGCUACGUUGUGAGAUGAUGUCUAGGCCUUUAGCUGUUCAUGGAAUGGAUAGUUUCUGUUGUACCUCACCAAUUUUCAAAAUUUUAAAUGAAAGUUACACUUUUUUUUCUU
Telopea speciosissima is the source of this 9761-nucleotide messenger RNA. Its product is annotated as BEACH domain-containing protein C2. The transcript is spliced from 32 exons. The record is from RefSeq and is a predicted model, not a curated record. The coding region runs from base 345 to 9386 and encodes 3013 amino acids. Gene Ontology annotation, molecular function: protein binding. Lineage: Eukaryota; Viridiplantae; Streptophyta; Magnoliopsida; Proteales; Proteaceae.